AUGGUUUCAUGGCAUACAACAAAGGAGACCAAGUUCUCUGGGCGCAAGUGCAAGAGCGCCGGCGUGGUGCUCGCGGCGCUGAGUGCGAUGACUGGAGGUGAGGAGAGGGAGAGGGGCUCUGUAACCGCUGCGGUUUUUGUGGGUGGUACCGUUGUUGUUGUUGCCGUUCCUGUUGUUGGUGUUGGUGUGGGAAAUGGCGCUGGCGUCGUCGAAGUUGGCGUUGGCUUGGGGGUUCGUAGAGGGGCGUACGGCCAACAAAACUGUACGUGGGUCUAUGUUUUGUGCGAGUGUCCAUCGUGA
Messenger RNA from Neurospora crassa OR74A, 300 nucleotides. RefSeq lists its product as hypothetical. The coding region runs from base 1 to 300 and encodes 99 amino acids. The record is from RefSeq and is a predicted model, not a curated record. The transcript has 2 exons. Lineage: Eukaryota; Fungi; Ascomycota; Sordariomycetes; Sordariales; Sordariaceae.